Anopheles arabiensis is the source of this 1975-nucleotide messenger RNA. RefSeq names its product keratin, type II cytoskeletal 3 (gene TwdlT). The transcript has 2 exons. Bases 263 to 1177 code for a protein of 304 amino acids. NCBI's taxonomy places the organism in Eukaryota, Metazoa, Arthropoda, Insecta, Diptera, Culicidae. The record is from RefSeq and is a predicted model, not a curated record.
GCAUCGACCGCAGCAACCAGAUCAUCAGUGAAGCAUUUGCAUCGAUCAAACUAAGAAGCAGCAGCAGCAGCAGCAGCAGCACACACAACAGUGGUGCCGUGAGUUUGCAGUUUGGUGAGCUGAGUGAUAGGCCCGAGCGAAGAAAAAAAAGGAUUCGCAUCCUUGCAAGGCAGGCGACGAACGCGCUGUAACGAAACAGAAAAAAAAGCAACGAACCUCGAAGCGUCUUAAGCGUACGAGCAGCAGGAACAGGAUACACGCAAUGAAGACGUUCGUGCUGGUGAGCUGUUGUUUGGUCCUGGCUUCCGCCCGACCGGAAGCAGGAUACUCAUACAAUCGUCCAUCAACUGGCGGCUCGCACGGUGGCGGCGGCGGCGGCUACUCGUCCGGCGGUGGCUCCUUCACGUCUGUCGGUGGCGGCGGCGGCGGCAGCUACAGCGGUGGCUUCUCGUCCGGUGCCGGUGCUAGCUUCGGCAGCAGCGCCGGAGGAUUCGGAGGCUCAUCGUUCAGCUCGAGCGGUGCGAGCAGCUUCGGCGGCGGCGUGAGCAGCUUCGGCGGCGGCGGCGGCAGCAGCUUCGGCGGCGGCUCGUUCGGCGGCGGCUCGUUCGGCGGCGGCUCCCAGCAGGCCAUCAUCCAGAAGCACAUCUACGUGCACGUGCCGCCCCCAGAGCCGGAGGAGGUGCGCGUCCAGCGCCCGAUCCAGCUGGCCGCCCCCCAGAAGCACUACAAGAUCAUCUUCAUCAAGGCCCCGUCGGCCCCGUCCUACCAGGCGCCGCAGAUCCCGAUCCAGCCCCAGAACGAGGAGAAGACGCUCGUGUACGUGCUGGUGAAGAAGCCGGACGAGCAGCAGGACAUCGUCAUCCCGACGCCGGCCCCGACCCAGCCCAGCAAGCCGGAGGUGUACUUCAUCAAGUACAAGACGCAGAAGGAGUCGAGCGGCGGUGCCGCGUCGGGCGGUUACGCAAGCGCGGGCGGCUUCGGCGGCGAUCUGGGCGGCGGACUCGGCGGCGGACUCGGUGGAGGUGAUCUGGGCGGCCACGGUUCGCUCGUUGGCGGUGAUCUCGGCGGCCACGGUGGACACGGUGGACACGGGGGCGACCUCGGCGGCCACGGUGGUUCGGGUGCGUCCGCACCGGCUGCACAGUACGGUCCGCCCGGCAAGUCCGGCCCGUACUAAACCAAACCGACACAAACACACACACACACACGGGACCACGUAGCUAGUCGUAACCACCUGUAAACAACACAGACACAAACACACGCCUACACAUCGCACAAGAGGAGAACAUGGCGCUGUCUCCGUCCCAACUGUGCGCAUUCGGGCGCCUCCCAAUCUUUCUCACUCUCGAAGCUCUGCAGUAUCCAUCGGCACUUUCUCUCUCUCUCUCUUGGGUCCUUUAGCGCAGCACGCUUUGUAUAUAGUUUCUAGCCAUCCUAUCGCCGCCAUCUUGUGACCGACCACGCUCUACUAUUCACGUCCUUUUCGUACUGCGCGGCUGCCGCCUUCCGGGCUUCCCAAAAAAACCCAAACAAGGAUCGCGUUCGCGAGCGAAAGAGCAAAAUAGAGAGAGAGAGAGAGCGAGCGAGAUCAGAUCACCAAGCGAAGCAGAAGGAGAAGAAGAAGAUGAAGAACGACCAUGCGCGCACUGAGAGGAUCACGGGUGCCCUCCGCCACCCCGGAACAACUGCCGCCGAAUUUAUUUAGUGCGCUAAGGACGACGCUGCUAUUUCAAUCGUUCUUGGCCGUUUCACUCUUUCAUGUCCAGUUCGGUUCGGACGUAAAAUGUCCUCCCCUCCCCUUUCCCCCUCCUCAUCUGUCACAAUCUGUCUCUCUUUCUCUCUCUGUGUUUCCCGCCCCCACCUAGGUUUACAAUGUAUUGUUAAUUACUCACUUACGUUACGUGUUAUUACUUUUAAACGUUAUUUUUUCAAAAUGCAAAUUAAAAAAAAAACAACGGUGACAAAUUUUGAAAAA